UGUGUUUAGUUCUUAACAACCCUCCUUUACAUAUUUAUUUUUCAAACUUGAAAUAAUAACAUGGAAAGUCACCAAAGGUAAAGAGGAACUAACACCAAGAAAUUAAACCAUGGAAGAGGUGUUGAAUUCGAUUAGCCAUGGUUGCGAAUUAGCGAAGAAAAUAGAAUCGGAGCAACUAGCAAAUAUGGCGAAUAUCCAACCUGAUAUAUUGGUUUCUUCUAUUGAUGAAGUUGUGAAGGCAUUCAAUGGUGCAAAGGAGAAGCUGUUGAUGACUAUGGUGAAUAACAAUUCUUCUUCUUCUUCUUCUUCAUUUGCUCAACAACAAAUGGGUGCAUGCGGGGCAAGUUCUUUCUCAAUUAUGAUGCAAGAAUGGAUGAUGAAGUCUUCUUCUUCUACAAGCUAUGCUGCACAGACAACAAUGGAUCAGGUUUUGUUGCAAAUGCAAGGAUUCCCUGCUGGCGGCGGGGAUCUUCAGCAGUUAAGAAAUGUUGAAGGAUCAUCAUCUAUGGACAAAUCAAUGAAAGGCCUUGAGGUACAUCAACUAUCACCUUCAAGGCCACGGAAAAGGAAGAAUGAUGCGGAGAAGAGAGUAGUGAAUCUUCCAGCUCAACAACUUGGAAACACAGAAAUGCCUAUGGAAGAUGGAUUCACUUGGAGAAAAUAUGGUCAGAAAGAGAUACUUGGUUCUAAGUAUCAAAGGAGUUAUUACAGGUGCACCCACCAGAAACAAUAUGGAUGCCCAGCAAAGAAACAAGUGCAGAAAAUUGAUAACAAUCCAAACAUAUUUGAAGUAACAUACGUUGGGGAUCACACAUGCCACAUGUCAUCAACAGCACCAUCAUCAUUUCCACAGCAACUUCAACUUGAUAACAUUAACAUAAUGCCUCCCAAUAAUCCUCUUCAAGGAGCAGGAGGACCUAACACUUCCUCUCCUUCUUCUUCUAUGUGGAUGCACUCAGUUAGCCUCAGUCUCGGCGGCGGCGGCGAUGGCAGCAGCAGCGCUGGUGCUGGACCCUCUACUUUGAAAUACGGUGUCGGCGGUGCUGAUUAUCUGGUGGCGGAUAUGGCUGAUGUUAUGUUUAAUUCUGGGAGUAGCAGUGGGAAUUGCAGUAUGGAAUCUCUCUUCCCUACUUCUGAUGAUCCAAGUGAAAAGAAAACCUGAUGGAAUCUCUCUGUUCAAGAAUUUAACAUUUCUCUAGAAAUUCUUACAAGUUUCUUAUUUAUCAUUCGAUACAUGCCAUGGUUAUUAUAUUAAUAGCCUUU
Molecule: messenger RNA, 1263 nt
Organism: Arachis duranensis
Lineage: Eukaryota; Viridiplantae; Streptophyta; Magnoliopsida; Fabales; Fabaceae
Product: WRKY transcription factor 55
Exons: 3
Coding region: 110-1162 (350 amino acids)
Biological process (GO): regulation of DNA-templated transcription
Cellular component (GO): nucleus
Molecular function (GO): transcription cis-regulatory region binding; DNA-binding transcription factor activity
Source: RefSeq, a predicted model, not a curated record